Molecule: messenger RNA, 5000 nt
Organism: Monomorium pharaonis (pharaoh ant)
Lineage: Eukaryota; Metazoa; Arthropoda; Insecta; Hymenoptera; Formicidae
Exons: 3
Coding region: 1693-2352 (219 amino acids)
Source: RefSeq, a predicted model, not a curated record
CGCAUGUAUGCGAGCGAUAUGAGUCUCAAUUAGAACACUCACAUGAGGCUUCUAUCGCCUGCACGCGUGCGGCACUCACGUGUGCGAGCGAUAUGAGUCUCAAUUAGAACACUCACAUGAGACUCCUAUCGCCUGCACGCGUGCGGCACUCACGUGUGCGAGCGAUAUGAGUCUCAAAGGAGGACGCAUCUAGAUGGUGCUGUGUAGUCACACUGUGACGAUUAUUAAGCACACGUGCACGCACUGUGCAGUCACUGUGCAGACAUUUUGUUAUCUGGGUAUAUAUAUAACGGAAUUUUACUAAGUUUAGAUAUACGAAAUAAUUGUUGCAUUUUACACGACGGAUCAAUUUGCCUCAUUGUAAAUAUCUUAGUAGAUGAAAUCACACAUUAUCUGGUUGUGAAGAAAUUUGAAAAAGUAGAUUCAUUCUACUAUGCUGGUAUUUUAUCUACAGGAGUUCAAAUAUUUAAAUGUUCCACAUUAAGUAGUGAAAUUUUUGGUGUUCAAUUAAAUCAAUUUCGCGUUAAAUGUUAUAAAAUGCCUUAUUGGGGUGGUUUGUCGAUAAAUGAUAAUAGUGAUGAAGAUGAGCUCGAAAUUAGCGAAUAUGUAGUUGCUGCAAUUAUACAUACAGAUGUAUAAAUUAAUAGUUUUAUUUAGCUCAUUAUGUAGAUAUAUAGGUCGUACGCGCUUACAAAGAUGUUAGCGCUUUGUUAUCCAAUAGAAGUGUUUGUAUUAUAUAAAACAAAUUUUUUUAUGGGAUAACAACGCGCUAACAUCUUUGUAGGCGUCUGAAUACAGCCUAUAAUAUAUAAAAAAGAAAUAGAAUCCAGGAUGAUUAAACACAGGUUAGUAUAUUAAUUUAUCAUCUCGUUUAGCUUAAUAAAAUAACAAUAUAGUACUUAAAUUUUCUUAAAACAUUUUAGAUGUUAUCACAUUUCUGCGCUUAUUAAAGUAGAAAUUAUUCUUAAAAUAUAUAACAAUAUAUAUGUAAGUAUACGAAAUAUUAUAAUUUACUUUCUCUCUCUGUCUUAGUUAAUUUACUAUUUUGUAUAAAUAUUUUUUCACAAAAUAGUCCAUACAAUCCAAAUUAAUUUUUUAAAAAAUUGUAUAUAGUAAUUUUGUCGAAGAUUCUAUCUCUUUGUAUAUAUAAUAUGUUUUUAUCGAAUGCUAUGCUCAAAUAACUCUAUUAACGUCUCUUUUUUGACUCUGAUAUUUUAAUAUAUAUAUUUUUUUUCUUUUUUUCCACUUUAUAAUUAAUAAAACAUCUCAAGAAGAGAAAAUUGUCAAUAUAUAGUAAGUUGCCAUUCCGUAAUCAGGGCUGCCAUAAGAAUAAUAUGAUUAAUUUUAUUUUAUCUAUUUAUAAAUGAUUGCCUUUAUUUCACCAUCUUUAUCAUAUAAAUAAAUAUUUAUUUAAAUGGCUAUAUAGUAUAGAAAUCUAAAUAAUACAUUACGUGUCAUCUCUGUUCUGCAUUUGUCCUGCAUUGGCAUUGCAAUAAUGUCCACUUAAUAUUAUGUUAGCCAAUGAGAAUGAUUAUGAUAUAACUUUUAUUGGCAAUUUUCUUUCCUUAAAAUGUAAUUAAUGCUAUCAAUAUGUAAAUUAUAUACAACACCCGUGUGUGUGUGUGUGUGUGUGUGUGUGUGUGUGUGUUUAUAUGAUAUAUAUAUUUCUUUUUUAUAGGAAAAAUAAAAGAAAUGAGCAGUCGUCCUCAACGGCAGAACGUCAAGAAACCGCUACGAUAUCAGACGACAUCAUCAGAGGAAGGGGAAGUAGAAAAAAAUUUAGGAAGAAAAACUCCAAUGGAACAACCAAACAGUCCAUUAAACGACGAUAUCGCUGAAUUAAGGGGAGUAUUGGAAAAUGAUUCUUCUAGAGAUAAUAUGCAUGUUCAUCCCGAUCCACUUAUUAAUUAUACACAAUCAACUACACCACAUGUUAAUAACACAACACACUUGCAUUACACACAACCUUUUACUCAGACAACAUUCAGUCCCAGUGUCACAUCGCAUGCACCAACCUACACACAAUUAUUAAAUGUUAAUCACACAACACAUUCUAAUAAUAGUUUACAACCAAUUAACUAUGCACCACAAAAUUAUAAUUCAGCACAAACAACCACGUACGCUCCACAUACAUCUACUCAUAAACAAUAUAUUAAUAGUGGAUUAAAUACAUUAACAUAUGAUCCUAAGUUUCAUGAUUCAAACAUCUGGCCAAAUGAGAGUCAUCGCCAAAGUUUUGUACCACCAUCACAAACUUCACUAGAGUUUUACAACGUUAAGCCGGAAAUUCAAGCAAUACAUGGAAGAAUUGAUCAAUUGGCUUUGGAAAUGAAAUCGCGAUGCUCGAGAUGAGAGGAGGACACGCAAGGGGACGGGGGAAGCAUAGGCGCCUUUCGUCAAUCCUCAAUCGCUGGCACGCUUUCGUGGCAGCCUUGGAGGAAGAGAGACGGACGCCUCUCUCUUUUUAAUAACCGAGUAGCGGCAGGCGUAGCGAGAGCGACCGAGCCGGCCCGAGACUCGAGGUACGAACCCGACCGACUCGGGUGCUCGGCGGUGUUCGGCGGUGCUCGGCGGAGCACCCGAGGUGCUCGCGGCCCAAAACUUGCACCACUGCCUUCGACCGGCCGAAAAGCACUACUCGGCUACCGAAAAGGAAUGCCUCGCCGUCGUAUGGGGAAUCGAGAAGAUGCGGCCAUACCUGGAAGGCUACAAAUUCAAGGUGAUCACCGACCACUUCUUGCUCAGAUGGCUCUCUGGACAACCCGACCGGCCGCCUAGCCCGCUGGGCCGUGGCACUACAGCAGCACGACUUCACCGUUGAGUACCGGAAGGGGGCCCUCAACCAUGUGCCGGACGCUCUGUCGCGCGAGCCCCUUGAGAAGGGGAAAGAAGAAAAGACAAACACCGACGGACAGGACCUAGCAACCAUCUUGCCCUGCAAAUGGCAACGGAUACUACAGGCCGUGUAAGAGGACCCGCGCAGGUAUUCGGACUACCGAGUGCAAGACGACCGCCUAUACCGCCAUUUCCACGAACUCGACCGACGAGAACACCGAAGCGUCCGCCUGGAAGCUGUGCCUGCCGCUACCGCUAAGGGAGGAGGCACUGAGGGAGUGCCACGACGCCACCACCGCAGGACAUCUGGGAAUAACGAAGACCCUCGCUCGACUGGCACAGCGAUACUACUGGCCGGGGAUGUUUCAACAAGCCGCCAAUUAUGAAACAAGACAUGACCGGGAGAGUAUAUAAGGCGCGACGGGUUACGAAGAAAGAACGACAGUCGACAUGGGGAAGCACAGGAGCACCCUCCAAGAGCGCCUCACACGCGCCAUCACCGGGCUACCGCGCAUCCCGGUGAACAAUCGGUUGUUCGAGGCAACAGCCCUUCCGUCGCAGCCGAAGCAGCCAGACGACCAGACGACCAACCAGCCACCCGCCGCCGCCCAGAAAGCGCCCGUUCCGACGCUGCAAGCGACCCGACGGCCGCCGACCAUCCGCCAACGGACCGUCCGCUCACGGCAGGAGCAGCUGUACGAGCCGGCCCCCGACUACGCAGCCACCGCUCGCCAAGCCGCACUACUGGCAACUUUCGAGUCUACCCUAUCAAACCUCGACGACGACAACGAUGACGGCAACGAGCCGUCCACCGAGGAUAACCACCGAGCACGUGAUGCCCGCACCGACACCCAUUGCCGGACAUUGCGUCCCUGACGAUCGCGGGGCCCAGCACGGCCCCGCCGGAGGCCGCCCCGCCAGCGCCGCCGCCGCCGUCAGUGCUGCCGACUCCGCCACGGUCCACGCCGCCACCAACACCGUUGCCGAUGACGCCAGCACCGCUGCCGACACAGCCAGCACUACUGACGAUGACACCAGCACCGCUACCGACGCCGCCAGCUCCACUACCAACUCCGAGGUACUUUACCGGACCCUCGCCGCAGGAGAUCACCCCAGCAGCGUCACCGCCGCCCGGACCACCGAUCCCACCAGCCGUCGCCGCCCCGGAGUGGCCCUUCCCUGAAGACGCCCUCCGAACCGUGCCGUGGGACCGCAUCCGCCCCGGAUCGCCACCACGUGCACGGGCGAAAAAUUGUUAUUCGGCGCCGCCGCGACGGUUCGUGGUUAUUAAAAUAAAGUUUUCUUUGCAUAUAAGGAUAGGGUCUGCCGAGGGGGAGGUGUAACGAGCCGUUCCCCCGCUGCCGCUAAAAUGGAGGUAAGGCCGUUACCCCUACCUCGCUCGCUCCCUCCGCUCUUCUCUGUUUCCCUCACCACCGAGUGGAGGGUAUAUAAACCCUCCACUCGCGACGGAAGGCAGAGCUUUAGCGGUCCGCGCACUGAGCAAACCGAGCCUCCUGGUGAAGUGAGCCAGGCUUCCUAGCGCGCACAUUGAGCGCCAUAACCUAACACUUGAUCCUUCCCGGCACGCAGUGAGUGCCUUCCUGACCGCGUACCGAGCGGCAACUCACUAACACGUCCCGCACCUAAGCUCUCGACCGCGCAUUGAGUGGUCGCACGCGUCGUCUCACCCGGAUACCCCGCACUGAGGGGAAAACCGGCACCGCGAUCUGUCACCCACGCGGGGUGACUGAGCGAUAGCGUCAACCGAUCAGCUGAUGCAUCGAGCAGCUGAUACCGGGCACCGUGCCGACGAUCGCGCCGAUUCACAACGCCGCUAGCGUCAGGCCUUAGGGCCACAGCGUACCACCGCACCGCUGCCGCCGAUACCGCACCCGCUGCCAAUCGCCGCGCCGACCGACCGGCGCGCACGCCGCCGUAGUCAACCGAAGCAUUACGCCGACACCGAUCGCACGCACCGCCGCCAUAGCCAAUCAGGGCACCGCACCGAUCACGCGCAGGCACACGAGCGCAUGCCGCGACAUAGUCGCCAGCACACGACACACGGACACCUCGCAUCUCGAGGCCGCACAUUGUAAAUAGUAGCUUAGGGCAUUGUACAUAUUAGCAUAGGAGUUAUUAUUAAUAAAACAUAGUAUUAGACCAAA